AUGGCGUACUCUCCCUCGCUGGAAACUGCACUGGCCGUCGUCAAGCAUCAGAGCAUGCAGACGGAGAAGUGUCUCGCCAAGAAACAACUGAUGGACGCCCUCAAACACUGCUCCAUCAUGCUAGCUGAACUCAGGAACCCGAAACUGAAACCAAAACAGUACUACGAACUAUACUCCAUGGUGUUUGACUCCCUCUCGAACUUGUCUCUCUAUCUCGUGGAGAAUCAUCCAAGAUUCCAUCAUCUCGCAGACCUUUACGAAUUGGUUCAAUACGCAGGCAACAUCGUCCCCCGAUUAUAUCUAAUGAUCACGGUAGGGACCAGCUAUUUGCAAUGUCAGGACUCGCCCAGAGAGGAAAUAUUGAAGGAUAUGAUAGAGAUGUGUCAAGGAGUACAAAACCCCAUUAGAGGUCUCUUCUUAAGAUAUUAUCUAUCACAAACUUGUAAAGAAUUACUUCCAGCUGAUGAUCCUGAAUUUAACUGUCAUUUCAUAAUAAUGAACUUUAUUGAAAUGAACAAAUUGUGGGUCAGAUUGCAACAUCAGGGCCCUUUAAGGGAAAGGGAACAGCGAACUAAAGAACGCAAGGAAUUGCAAAUUCUGAUUGGAUCACAGCUGGUUAGGUUGUCUCAGAUUGUAGAUGAUGAUUGGCAAUUGUAUAAAGAUCGUGUUCUACCUAAUCUUUUGGAGCAGAUCGUACAAUGCAGAGAUUUGGUAUGUCAGGAAUAUCUCUUGGAUAUCCUGUUCCAAGUGUUCCCAGAUAAUUUCCAUUUGAAAUCUUUGAAAGUGCUCUUGAAGGCUCUUUCUCGAUUGGUACCGGAUGUUUCCAUCGAUACUUUGUUGGAAACUUUGAUUGAUAGAUUAAAUGGGUAUGUGGAAAGGAAACAAUUGGAAGGCAGUGCGUCAGAUAGUGACGAUAUACUGAAAGAUAAAGAUUUAUUUCAAAUAUUUGCCACAUUUAUCAAUAAAUUGAAUGAAGAAAGACCUGAUUUACCCCUUCAAAGGUUUAUAGGACUAAUAGAAAGUUUAUUAAAUCUUUCAUUGAAAUGGUAUUCAGAUUCUUAUGAGAAUUUGAAUAAAUGUUUCUCCCUAGCGGUGACGAAAUAUAACGAAUAUGACAAGACCAUCCCAUCAGAAUUUGAGUAUUUGUUUCUCGAUUUACUCACUCUGAAAAAGAUAAAAAGCUUUAAUGAAAGGGAUCUCGAUUUGGAUUCCUCAUUUUACUUCCAAUUAAUUACCCAAUGCGAAUCUUAUCGUCAAUUGAUCUUGAUUCAGAAACUACCGCUUCAAAAAACUAUUAUUAAUAAAUUAUUAGACAUACUAAUAACUGGAUUCUCAUCCACUGACGUUAAAAAUUUCCCACAAAUUGAAUCAAAGGCUCAAUUACAAAAUUUACUAGCCAUAUGUGAACCAAUUAUUAAAUUAAAAGAAAGAAAAACAAUACCAGCUACAAAACGACAUUCAGCAACUUUGAAAGAUUUUACUAAAAACUCCAAUAUUAAUAAUAAUGGUAAUGAUAAUAAUGACGUUGAUGCAGAUACAGAAGAUGAGGAUAGCGACCUAAUUGAUGAAGAUACGGAAAUGUGGAUGCUAAACUCUAGUCAAGAGAAAAUUACUAAAUUUUGUCAUUCUCUAAUAUUAUCACUAAGUCAAUCAUCCACCAUGAAAUCCGUUGAAACACAAAUGGAAUCCAUUUCAAUAAUACGAACUUUAUUACUUAAAGGGGGUAAAAAUAUUAAAUACACAUUUCCAGCAAUGAUUACCAAUUAUUGGCGAUUGAUUAGAAGAGCACAUAGACUAAAGGCAUAUCUGAAAACAAAUACGCAAUAUUAUGACAAUUUAAUUAAAAAAACGUUUAAAUCCAUUUCUAGAUGUAUGAAUGAUUUGUUCAAUCAAUGUGGGAAUACAUUCCUUGAUUCCAUUUAUAAACUAAAUUUACAAAGUGCAUCAUUAGCAGAUCAAUUAUCAUUACCAGAAAUAGCAUAUGAUUUCUUCACUCAGGCAUUCACUGUUUACGAAGAAUCAUUAAGUGACUCAAAGACUCAAUUUCAGGCACUUGUCUUUAUGUCACAAACUUUACAAAAGACAAGAUCCCUGUAUAAAGACUCAUACUAUGACUCCCUAAUUGUACGAUGUACUUUACAUGGAUCUAAACUAUUGAAAAGACAAGAUCAAUGUAGAGCAAUAUAUCUCUGUUCACAUCUAUGGUGGGCUACAGAAAUUACAUCAAUAGGUGAAGAAGAGGGUGUCACACAUGAUUUCCAUAGAGAUGGUAAAAGAGUCUUGGAAUGUUUACAACGAUCAUUGAGAGCCGCUGACUCCAUUAUGGACAACAUACAAAGUUGUGAAUUAAUGAUAGAAAUUUUGAAUAGAUGUCUUUAUUAUUUUAUUCAUGGUGACGAAUCUAAAACAUUUAUUACUGUAAAGUACAUUAAUGGAUUAAUUGAACUUAUUAAGACAAACUUGAAGACACUUCGACUGGACAAAGAGGAGGAGGAAAAUAACAUGGACAGUACUGAUGCUCAAGAAAGAAGGCUUACCACCUAUGCCUUUGGACAAGAUGGCUCCUGUAUUCAUUUGAGUAAUUUGAAGGGAAUACCAUCCACAGUUUCUAAUAAGAUAACUUCUACAAAUAUUGCGGAUAUGAUUGAUAUUCCAGCUCAAAAUUUUGAGAGAACUUGCGGAUAUGUCAUAAAGCAAACAGAGAUUGAUGAUAGGUUUAAAGUAAUAGUUAUAUAG
This is a messenger RNA of Naumovozyma castellii, 2736 nucleotides long. RefSeq names its product vacuolar protein sorting-associated protein 35. The record is from RefSeq and is a predicted model, not a curated record. Lineage: Eukaryota; Fungi; Ascomycota; Saccharomycetes; Saccharomycetales; Saccharomycetaceae. The coding region runs from base 1 to 2736 and encodes 911 amino acids. The transcript has a single exon.